This is a messenger RNA of Acipenser ruthenus (sterlet), 1964 nucleotides long. RefSeq lists its product as uncharacterized. The coding region runs from base 1171 to 1902 and encodes 243 amino acids. NCBI's taxonomy places the organism in Eukaryota, Metazoa, Chordata, Actinopteri, Acipenseriformes, Acipenseridae. The record is from RefSeq and is a predicted model, not a curated record. The transcript is spliced from 5 exons.
AGGAGGUAUUAAAGUCUAGAAGUGAAACUGCAUGGCAAGCACUGGCUGUCUCCUGCAGAGGUAAGGUUUAAUUACAAAGCAAAGCUCUCAGGUUUGUACAGUUAAUAAGACUAUGCUCCAGUCACAGUGCAUUGUUUAAAUGAUUAACUACAUUUCCUAACUAGAAAAUGAAUGUUUAAUCCAAUUUUGAAUUAAUAUAAACUUUUUAAUAUAUUUUUAAUUUUUUUAUUUAGGCUAUAAUGACUACAAAAGACCCCCCAUUUCUGGCAUCAAUAAUGGUAUGCAUAUGCCACCUGGUGGCAAUACGAGAGACAUUUCCCAAAACAUAUUUCUCCUGCAAAAGGGUAAAACCCCCCCCAAAAAACCCCAGCAAGGUUAAAAACAGAAAAAUAUUGAAAUUACAUUUAUUCUCAAAUUAGCUUUUAAUAGCUAUUAAUAAACUGAGAUGGAAGGUUACCCUGUGCCAUUAAAUUAAUAUGAAAUGCCAUAACCCAAAGUGUAGGUCCAGAGAGUAUAAAGAUCGGACAGUACAGCAAAGCUCCUUCUUUUGCAAGCUCCACAGAGAGCAGCUUGCACCUCAACAUGUCUAGGCAAGAACAAAUCUACAGCAAGUGGUAUAUACAUUAAUGUUAACACACCUUGGUUCCAUUCCAUGCAACAGAGAUGCAAUGGCAUUACCUCUCUCCUCUGAGUGACUGCACUAUCUGCAGCAAGUUAAUCAAAGGUGAUCGGGGCAGCGUCUUUCAUCUCAACUUCAAUUUAUCGCUCUGCGUCUGGAAGAAACAAGACAUUUGACAAUAAUAAAUGGAAGUGCCACCUUUGAAGACACAGCAAAACGACUAGAGCAACACAUCGCCAGUGGAAGAUAAGACUAGGGUUCUUCAAUUUAUGGAGAACAGAUCAUGCAAUGCAUCAGCUGAACCUGAGUUUAAAGGCAUUCGCACAUUUACUUUAAACAAGGCUCCUAUUCACAUUAAAACAACAUUCUGUAACGCUGUACACGCGACAAAUCAUCAAUUGGUAUCAGAUAUUAUAGAUGUGCACCCGGGUGACUGUCUAAACCCGUUCAUUGAAUCGCGAAGGCUCUCAGUUUUUGAAUAUUUUUUUUAAAGCCUUCUAUUUUAAUUAGUGAAAGUGCUGUUUAUUUACUUUUUAAAAUUAAUUUAUAAAAUGGUGAAGACCAAACCUGUACAACACAAGCCAGUCAAAUGUGUCUAUGUUAACCAUUUUGGGAAGCAUUCGUCUGGCGCUGUCAUUCAGUUUGAAGCUGGGACAAGGCCUAGCAAUAAAAAAUCUACCAGAAAGGUUGAUAAGGGUUUGGGGUCUCCUUCCCGCGUUAGCACUGAAAUCGGAGUUAAUGAGCAGGAUUGCAGCAGACAGGACGAGAGUAUGCCGGGUAAGAAAAACAACAAAUUAUCACAAAUAAAGAUAGGAAAGAAGAUAAAACAAACAACAAGGGAGUCGUUCACAAAACAGAAGGACAUACGCAUUUCACCAAAACGUAAAACAGCGCGAAAAUCACAACGAGACGCCCCCAAACACGACGGGGCAAAACGAUUUAAAACUAGCAUAAGCACACAAGAAAACAUCGACGUGACGCCAAACAACAUUACCAUCGGGCAAAGACGAAUGACGACACAAAAAAACCAAGACAAUGGAAGAAAGCAGAAUGGAGAAGGAAGAUCUGAUAGUGAUGACCACAGCGAGAUGGAUCGAGGUGUUUUUACAUUUUCACUCCCUGGAGCGGUCACACCAGUAAAUAGGUCUGCAGUGAAACACGGAGUUCUCAAGGUAAUAUCCAGAAUGGUUAAAGAAAAUGAAAUGCUUAGAAGAAGGUUUAUGACAAACAGCCAACAAAGCCAAAUAGUCACAAGCCAGAAAUUACCGGACGCGCAAAAAUAAUCUUCCUCCAUACAAGAUGAAUCUCUGUUUGGAAGGGUGUAAACCGAAACAGGAGAGCUGAC